This is a messenger RNA of Desarmillaria tabescens, 1317 nucleotides long. RefSeq lists its product as uncharacterized. The coding region runs from base 1 to 1317 and encodes 438 amino acids. NCBI's taxonomy places the organism in Eukaryota, Fungi, Basidiomycota, Agaricomycetes, Agaricales, Physalacriaceae. The transcript is spliced from 4 exons. The record is from RefSeq and is a predicted model, not a curated record.
AUGGCCGACCCAAACACUGAGGAUUUCCUGCGUCAGAUACUGGUACACAAGCUCAGGUUUCUUGUCAUGCGCAUGCUGAAUCAGCGCAACAUCACCGCGCUCAGGUACUCAUUGGAUGUGGACAUGCUCAUCAAGAAGGUUCAAGAUGUACAUGUUGACUGGGAUAGCCUUAUGACCCCAUCCAAUACUGCCACCCACGCUCUACGUACUCCACCCUCGACCCUCACAUCUCUUCCGAGUAGCUCUCCCCAACCACCAAGUAGCUCUGCCCAUCCCCAUCAGUCAUCAGCACAUACAAAGAAGUCUCACUUGAUCUUGUCACGAAACAACUGCCCGCGUGCCCUCAGCUCAAUGAUGAGUCCCAGAAAGCAUGCAGUUGCUGGGACCAUUCGCAUCCGGGAGCUUCGAUGUAAAUGCAAGAAAGGACUGCUUCGAAGAGGAACAUCUGCACAGUCGCCAGAGCUACCAACGCCGUCUCCUCGGUUGGCGGUGAAAUUCAUAGAAGAACAUCUUUCCCCACCCAUUGACGAGCCUCCCCCUUUGCCUUCCUCACUGCUUCAAAGUCCGUUACAAAGACACAGUACAUCUGACCAUCCACCAGAGCCGCCGACAAUAUCCCCUCAUUUAGCGCUUCCAUUAUUACAACCUCCACCCCAACCCACAGAGGAGCCACCCCCUUUAUCCCCCUCGCCACCUCAGAAUCCAUUACACGAAGAUGCCCUCUGUCUGACUCAACCAACAGCUAGUCCUUCAAAAAUCACCCUGGAGCUCCUCAAUAUCAGUGUCCUUCUUCAUGACACCAUCUUUGAACAAUCAAACACAGUGCUGCAGAAGGUAGACAACGUAUCAGGGCCUGUCAAAACACCAUCACAAUCACCACCACAUGCCGAUGAGGAAGCGAACUUACCUUCUCCAAGACGGCCACAGCCUACACUCGCACAGAAUCCCCUCGAGCAAGCGCACGAUAAUCAGAUGGUCAGGACGUCCACAGGUGCCCAACUGUUCAAUGCAGAGGCAAUAUCACAACAUGACAAGGCAUUAGCAGUGGAGUCUCUCAGUGUUGCAGUUUUUGGGAACUGUUUGCAAUUAUUAUUACCCAUAAUGCCCUCCCUGCCACAAGAGGUGCAUGAAUGUGUCUACAUCAACACACGCUUUGUCUUACAGGAGGUUUUACAAGUCUGGGCUGCCCCUAUGCCUGGCAGUACAUCUAUCUCUCCAACCCAUUGCAGACUGUUAAUCCCUCUGACAGAAGCUGAAAUGUUGGUUAUAUUUUGGCAAGAUCAGCCCAUCAUGGCAAGCAAAUGGUCCCAGGCAUGA